AUGGCGGCAACCGUUGGAGAACUUGGUGGCAGUGGCUCAAAAAUGCCAAAGGAUAUUAAAAAGAGGCUCACCUCAUACCUGAGACUUUUGGUAUAUGCGAAUCCCUCUUUCUAUGAUUUUCUACUUCUGUUUUUGGGUGUUGUUGCUGCCCUUGGAUCUGGUGUUUCGUUUCCGCUGCUGGGUAUCCUGUUUGGCGAAGUCGUCGAUGACCUCAACUCUGCCACUUGCAGUACGGAUAUCGCGGACCUGUCCGCUUUUCAAUCGGGUGUUAAUGCGCAAGUGCUGAAAGUUGUCUACGUUGGAGUGGGCUACUUUGUCCUCGCAUAUAUUUCAAUUGUUUGCUGGACCUUAACGGGCGAGAGACUUGCGCAAAGAAUUCGCCAGAAAUAUUUCAAGGCUAUAUUGAGCCAGGACGUGGUGUUUUUCGAUGACUUACCUGCCGGCGCCGUGUCCGCGCGCCUCAACGGAGACAUUGCAACCAUCCAGAAUGGUACUUCCGAGAAAGUUGGGCUUGUUUUGAACAGCAUCUCCUUCUUUGUGACCGGUUAUAUUGUUGCCUUCAUAAAAGAUGCGAAACUCGGAGGAGCACUGGUGUCGCUGCUACCGGCAUUCAUGUUGAUGUCCUUUGUCGGCAGUCACUUCAUUCAGAAGUACACAUCCCGAAUGGUUGAAAAUGUGGCCUCCUCGACAUCUGUCGCACUGGAAGCUUUAUCCAACGUCAUGGUCGUGCAUGCCUUAACUGCGAAUCCUCGCCUCGAAUCAAAAUUUGCAAAGUUUCUGGAAAUGGCAAAGAACGCCGGUAUCAAAAAAGCCAUUUCUGCAGGUAUCCAGGCGGGACUGCUUUAUUUCAUUGCGUAUUCCGCGAAUGCGCUUGCGUACUGGCUAGGCUCGAGGAGUAUUGCCGAUGCAGUUGCCUCUGGGGGCGAGGGUGCCACCGUGGGGUCGACAUAUACGGUAAUAUUUAUCCUUGUAGAUGCAUCCUUGAUUCUCAGCACAAUGGCGCCAUUCUUCCAAUACUUCGAUUCGGCCAGUGUAGCUUUUCAACAACUAGAGCAGGAUAUCGAUAGAGAACCAGAAAUCAAUGGCACAGCCAGUGGGACGGGCGAAAUUCUCCAGAAUACCACUGGACAUAUCGAAUUGAAAAACAUACAAUUCACCUAUGCAUCACGACCGGACAAACAGGUUCUCCAGGAUCUUUCGCUUGACUCAAUAGUGGGACUCUCAGGUAGUGGGAAAUCGACAAUUGCAAAUCUUAUUAUGCGAUUCUAUGACCCAAACAACGGUUCCAUACUUUUCGAUGGACGGGACAUCAAAAGUAUUGACGUCAAGUCGCUAAGGGGAUAUAUCAGCCUUGUGCAGCAGGAGCCUUGCUUAUUAGAGCGCUCAAUUCUUGAGAACAUCGCACUGGGUUUGGUUAACUCGCCGACGCAUUCUCAUUUGAAGCCCACCCUGCAAAGUGGCAAACUCUCCGAAGUCGCUGCGGCUGUUCAGAGAGGGCAGGAUCUGGAUUCGGUCGCAGAGGCGAAUGGGGCGGAAGUCGUCGAAAUAGUUCGAUUGGUUAAAGAUGCGGCAAAUCUUGCCGAUGUGAGCACGUUUGUCUCACGGCUUCAAGAUGGGUUUGGCACCCUUGUUGGGUCAAGCGGCAGCCUAAUCAGCGGAGGUCAAAAGCAAAGGAUAUCCCUUGCCCGAGCGUUGGUAAAGGACCCUAAAGUCCUGAUCCUGGACGAAGCAACAGCAUCGUUGGACUCGGCAAGUGAGCGAAGAGUUCAGGCCGCCUUGGAAAGGGCCGCGAUGGGGAGAACUCUGAUAGUGAUUGCCCAUCGACUUUCAACCAUAAGGAACGCCGAUAAGAUUGUGGUGAUGAGGAACGGCGAAAUUAUUGAACAAGGCGCGCAUUCUGAGUUGUUAGCCAGAGAUGGCGCAUAUGCCGACUUGAUCCGGCUGCAAAACCUAAACGCACGCGAGGAAGAAGAUAACCGCUCUAGUCAGUCGCUGGCCACUGACGCAGCCAUUGAAGAUGUAUCCGUGAAACUUUCCGACGAAUAUAGCUCGACAGUGGACGAGAAGCUCAACCAAAUUGACGUGGAAUCUGAAAAGAGCUCUGCUGGUCCAGUUCCCGAUGAUGAAGACGCUACUCUGGGAGCAAGACGACCGUUUGGGGCAACAUUUGGCGUUCUAUGUGGUUUCCUCCGGCCAUAUAUCUUCCAUCUGUUCCUGGCACUUGUGGCAGCGAUUAUAGUCGGCGGGACCUACUCCGCCGUCGCCGCCGUCUUUGGGAAUACGAUCGGGGAGUUGAGCCCAUGCAACGGCGAAAGCAGGAUUAGAUGGGCCGGCAACUUCUACGGUCUGAUGUUCUUUGUGCUGGCAAUUGUAGAAUUCUUUGCGAAUUUUGCGAGCUGGUCGCUUUUCGGGUUCGUGGCCGAAAGGAUUGUCUAUAAAAUCAGGGUCCUCUCGUUCCGGGCGCUUCUUGAGCAAGACCUCCAGUGGCAUGAGUCGAAUGGGAGGACUCCCUCGCUGCUGCUUACACUUAUUACAAAGGAUGGAAAUGCUCUUUCUGGCCUCACGGGGUCGUUGAUCGGGAAUCUCGUCUCCGUUGUCGUCAACUUUGUCACUGCGGUUAUCCUCACGCAUAUCAUCGCGUGGAAGAUUGCGCUGGUUUUUCUCGCUGUUGUUCCUCUGAUGCUCGGUGCAGGCGCAAUGCGAGUUAUUCAAUUCGCACGUUUUGAGCAGCAUCACGCAGAGGCGUUUACAAAAUCAAUUGGCAUUACAAUUGAAGCCGUGAAUUCCAUCAAGACGGUAUCUUCCUUUUCUCUCGAGCAAGAGAUAUUCAACACCUAUAUUCGGUCGCUACAGAAACCAAUAAAAGCAAUCACGAAGCACAGCGCCUAUGCGAGUUUAUGGCUGGCGAUUUCCUACGGCUUAAGCAAUUUCCUCUAUGCGCUGGCUUACUGGUGGGGGUCAAAGCGGAUUAUAGCAGGAGAUUAUUCGCAAACACAGUUCUUCAUUGUUCUCGUGGCCUUGCUAGUUAGUGCGCAGCUCUGGGGCCAAAUGUUUACACUGGCGCCUGAUGUUUCGCGCGCGUUUACAGCAAUAAACAGGAUAUUCAACCUUCUCGAUCUCGGCUCGGACCGGAAACUUUCCAACAACCGUCGACCGGGAACAGACGUUGAAGCUACACCAGAGACGACUGAGAAAGCUUUGGACUCUGGCAACAGCGGAAUAAGUGUGGCUUUUAAGCAAGUGGAAUUUGCCUAUCCAGCCCGCCCAGAUGUCAAAGUCCUCCAAGGGCUGGAUUUAAGUAUACAACCCGGGCAAUUUGCGGCGCUGGUUGGCCCAAGUGGCGCUGGAAAGUCGACGAUAAUCUCCCUUGUCGAGCGAAUGUACGCUCCCAGCUCUGGUGUCAUUCAAGUUGACAAUAGAGAUAUCUCCAAAUACGAAGGAAUCACGUUUAGAAACAAUAUCGCGCUCGUUUCUCAAGAUAAUGUCUUGUUUGACGGUAGUAUCCGAUUCAACCUCGCACUGGGAGCCAGGCCUGGACAUGAACCGAGCGAUGCGGAACUAGAAGAAGCGUGCAAAAUUGCAAACAUUCAUGAUACUAUUAUCAAACUACCAGAGGGAUACGAUACGUCCUGCGGUCCAAACGGCAGCCAGUUAUCUGGUGGCCAGAAACAGCGCCUGGCUAUUGCUCGUGCUCUGGUUCGAAAGCCACGUCUGUUGCUGCUAGAUGAGUCGACGAGUGCUUUGGAUGCAGAGUCCGAAAAGCUAUUACAAGAUGGGUUGGAGAAGGCGGCACGGGGAAUUACCGUUAUUGCAAUUGCGCACCGGUUGAAUACAAUUCAAAAAGCCGAUGUUAUUUUCCUAAUUGAGGAUGGAAAAUGUGUUGAUCGGGGCACGCAUCGUGAGCUGAUGGAGAGGAGCGAGAGUUAUAGGGUCAAUGCAUUGCAUCAAGCGGUUGACGGAGCGGAGCUUUCGGCGAAAUAG
This is a messenger RNA of Uncinocarpus reesii 1704, 3981 nucleotides long. RefSeq lists its product as uncharacterized. Gene Ontology annotation, molecular function: ATP binding; ATP hydrolysis activity; ABC-type transporter activity. Gene Ontology annotation, cellular component: membrane. The transcript has 4 exons. Lineage: Eukaryota; Fungi; Ascomycota; Eurotiomycetes; Onygenales; Onygenaceae. The record is from RefSeq and is a predicted model, not a curated record. Bases 1 to 3981 code for a protein of 1326 amino acids. Gene Ontology annotation, biological process: transmembrane transport.